Biomphalaria glabrata is the source of this 2961-nucleotide messenger RNA. RefSeq names its product opioid-binding protein/cell adhesion molecule homolog. The coding region runs from base 319 to 1635 and encodes 438 amino acids. NCBI's taxonomy places the organism in Eukaryota, Metazoa, Mollusca, Gastropoda, Planorbidae. The transcript is spliced from 11 exons. The record is from RefSeq and is a predicted model, not a curated record. Gene Ontology annotation, cellular component: neuron projection.
AACUUCCCGCCCCCUCCCUUUAACCAGUGGCACCAGUCGCCUCGUGUCCAGCAUACACUGCUCAAUUUGCUCUCAACUCGUGGAAAUUCCAUGUGUGAAAAAAGGCACAUACGAAGUAUUUGUUAUUGAGUCUAAUUACAUUGCUAGUUAGAGCUCCAGUCCCCUAAAGGUUAUCUUAGCAGGGGAGAGAAUAGAUGGCAGAUAUAAUCUACUUUUUAUAGUGUUCAAGAAGUGGAAAUUAACUUAUUCUUACUAAAGUUUCUAACUUGUUUGGAAUUUUAGGAUUUUCUAUUUACAUCAGAUAUCAACGUCUUCGGAAUGAAUCUACACACGUGCAUUCAGACAUCACUGGAGAUUGUGUUGAUGGGCAUCAUUUUCUUCACUAAUGCUGUGACGUCAGUGCGCCCAAGAAUGGACAAUGAUGUGCACAAUGUGACCGUGAUAGAAGGUCACGAGGCCAUCUUACCUUGUGUAGUCAACAAUUUAGGUCGACAUCAGGUAAAGGUCAUCUGGCAAGAUAAAUGGAAGACUGUGUUAACACUCAAUGAUAGAAGAAUCAUCGACGAUGAAAGGUUUAAAGUGGACAAUCCAAGAGAUGGACACUGGAAUCUUCAUUUUGACAAAGUCAAGUACGGCGACCAAGGACUGUUCAUCUGCCAGAUCAAUACUGAUCCGCCUCUGAUACAGACUGUCAUACUAUCUGUCAUAGUCCCUCCCAGAAUUCUGUCCGAGCCAAACGAGAACACGUUGAUCUUCAGAGAAGGAGAGAAAGUCACUCUGACCUGCAAUGCUACAGGAAUGCCGAAACCAACAGUCACGUGGUACAGAAAGUCAAGCGUGAAAGGAGAGCCAACAGACAGUGAGUCAUGCACGCCAUUUCCUAGAAUAGGUACAGCCGGAGAGAUUCUCAACAUUUACAACAUCACACGACAUUGCGGGGGAGUGUACGAGUGUGAAGCUGACAAUGGCGUGACACCGAUAGCAACAAAAGCCACAACUGUCAAAGUGAAAUUUCCACCGGAAGUAAAGGUUGCUUCGGAUACAAUAUCACAAGCCAUUGGAAAAGAUACCAUCCUAGAGUGUACAGUAACAGGAUAUCCACAUGGAGAGGCAUUCUGGGAGUUUGGAUUUAAACGGUUGUUUACUUCAGAGAAGUAUAUGUCUGAGGCCUCAUCUUAUAUCGAAGAAGAACAAAAACUCUCCAUUUAUCUGACGAUCAAAAACAUACAGUCAAGUGACUUCGGGGAAUAUUUUUGUUUCGCAUCUAAUGACAUGGGACAUGCUCGGGACAAGAUGGUGCUAGAAGAGUACAAAGAAAAAAAGAAAACGACCCCAGCUCUGAUCAGCACAACAAGUUCCUAUCACUAUCUAAAUAGCAGAGCUAAUCAACCUCAUAACCAGAUCAAAGAGAUCUCACCUUACAAAUCCAAGGGAAGAACUGGAGUCAGCUUAGAGAAAAACGAACUGAUCAAUGGUCAGUCAGAUAAACGAAAACUUCCAACAUCUAGACCUGAAGCUUCCUUACAAAUCCUAGGACAUAAUACAGGACAAAAGUCUCAACUCUUGUGGACAUUCUAUAUCACUUUAUCAAUUAUUUGGUUUACUCUGAUAUAUCAAAACUGUUUAAAUGUGUAAUUUGAUAUUAUGUAUUUUAUUAUUGCUAUCUAGAAGAAUUUAUUUUAAAGUUUGUAUUAAUAUAAUCAACAUCUUCAUAAAUGGAAAGAAAUUAACAGAUUUCAGGUAAAAGAAUACAAUAGAGAACAUAUUCUGGGCCUAGUUCUUCAAUUCUAUUGCAGCCAUAUCAUUGAGUUCUCUUAUUUGAUUCAGUUGUUUAACAUUUGUAGCUUCUCCAAUCAACAAUUGGAGAGAGGGGGGAGGCCGGAGGAGAGAUAAAAUAGUUUUUUGGAAACUUUUACAAUAUAUAAGACUUUCUUAUCAUGUCAUAUUCUUAUUUUAACUUGCAGUGUUCAUAUCACAUUCUGGCACCUAUUUUCUCUAUGUUAAGUCAUUUCAUUCUCAGUGUAUGAAGUAUAGCACAGUGAACACAGGAGAAUGGGAGAUGGGCAUGUUGCUGAGUAUCAGUUCUAAUAAAUGUGGAAUAAUAACAAGUUUUAGUAACGCUGGGCGGUAUGACCAAGUGUGUGUCUGAUAGAAAUGUGAGCUUGAAUAAAUGCCCUAUACUUGUGAGAUUAUCGGAUAUAUUGUAGUACCCUAUACUGGGCCUAUACUACUGUUAGAUGAAGUUCUGCUGAUGAAAGGAGGACUACUGGUGACAAUGUUGAGUCAUUCAAUCAAUAUUUCAACAAUAAAUCAAUGUCAUUCUCUUUGGGAAUUAACUCAGUUCUAGCAUUUGUGUGUAUGUGUGUUUUUGUUGAAUGAAGUCCUUAUUUUUUUGUAAUUGAUUAUGAUUAGAUUAAAUUACUGAUAUUUUAAUUGUAUUUUUAUUUGUUGAAAGUAUUCCAUGAAUACAGUGGUUCUCAUUUUGUUGUCUACAAGACACCACUACCCCCCAAUAGUGAUACAAACAACAUUCAUGCAUUAUUCAAUCCUGUGAUGUUUCAAAAUUAACAUACAAAAAAAUAAAGCAUAAAUAUAAAUGCUUAUGGAAAAAAAACAGAAUGGUGAUAUUUCUGAAAUAUUUAAGAUUUUUUUUCAAUAUGUAUAAUUUUUUAAACUAUUACAGCUCCAUGAGUUCCAAAGCACUUGUUAUUUAAGUUAUCAAUGUUGUUUUUUGACUUUUUUUUUUUCAAAAUCAUUAGUGACUAUUUUAAAACUAUUUUGACACCUGUCUGUGUGUAUCCUAAUCAUGUUUUACUACUUCCUUAAUGUGUUGGGUCAGUACUAACAUGGUGUCCAUCAAUAUGUCAAUUUACAUUGUAUAAAGUCAUUCACCAGAUGUCCAUCCAUCACAAGUGUACAAAUAAUUUUUGGUUGUUUUUAAAUAAAAUGCAUUGUAGGUUU